CCAAACAAAGGAACGACUGACAGCUGGCCAUUCGAUUGAUCAAUUCACUGAUCGCAACAACGACUCUAUCGCGGACACAGAAGCUUGCGGGCCUUGAUCGCGAAGAUCAGAACAACAUCGCACAUCGAAAACUCCGCUACCGCCUCGACCGCGACGAAACCCCCUUUGCCUGACAGCAUCAGUCAGCAUGGCCGCCAUCAUGGGCGGAGAUGGCGCGGGCGCUCUACCGCUAGAGCAAUGGUUCUUCGAGAUGCCCGUGUGCACGCGAUGGUGGACCACAGCGACAGUCGUGACAGGUGUCUUGGUACAAUGUCAAGUCCUCACACCCUUCCAGCUGUUCUACAGCUUCCGCGCCGUCUUUCAUAAGCAGCAGUUCUGGCGCCUCAUAACAACAUUCAUCUACUUCGGCCCACUAUCGCUCAACCUCGUCUUCCACAUAUUCUUCAUCCAACGAUAUGCGCGAAUGCUCGAAGAGUCGGCAGCUUCGGUCGCACAUUUCAGUUAUAUGCUCGCAUAUACGGCUGUUACACUACUCGUCGUCGCCCAACCGCUUUUCAAUCAAGCUUUCCUCGGGACGACGCUGAGCAGUACAAUGGUCUACAUCUGGGCGAGGAGGAAUCCGGAUACGCGGCUGAGCUUCCUCGGCUUGUUGACCUUCACUGCGCCAUGGCUGCCAUGGGUGUUGAUCGUCUUCAAUGUGGUGUUGCAUGGACAUUGGCCGAAAGAUGAGCUGUGUGGAAUUGCUGUGGGACAUGUCGUGUACUUCUUCAACGACAUCUAUCCUUCGACGCACGGUGGUCAUCGGCCACUGGAUCCUCCGCAAUGGUGGAUCUCGCUCUUCGACAGACGACCGCUAGCCGCACCCGAGACAGAUGUGCACGCAGCGGCUCUGAACAGAGACAUUGCUGCACCUGCUGUGCCGAACGUCGGUUGAUUACAGUCUUGCACAUAUCAUGAAUGAACGAAUCUACUUGUCCCUGUAAACUUGUCAUCGGUGUACCUUUUCUUUGAAAGAGCAAGUGCACUUGUCU
Messenger RNA from Cercospora beticola, 1031 nucleotides. RefSeq names its product derlin (gene DER1). Gene Ontology annotation, cellular component: Hrd1p ubiquitin ligase ERAD-L complex; endoplasmic reticulum membrane. Gene Ontology annotation, molecular function: ubiquitin-specific protease binding; misfolded protein binding. Gene Ontology annotation, biological process: endoplasmic reticulum unfolded protein response. Lineage: Eukaryota; Fungi; Ascomycota; Dothideomycetes; Mycosphaerellales; Mycosphaerellaceae. The record is from RefSeq and is a predicted model, not a curated record.